Anopheles arabiensis is the source of this 15970-nucleotide messenger RNA. Its product is annotated as 5-hydroxytryptamine receptor-like. Gene Ontology annotation, biological process: adenylate cyclase-activating adrenergic receptor signaling pathway. Lineage: Eukaryota; Metazoa; Arthropoda; Insecta; Diptera; Culicidae. Gene Ontology annotation, cellular component: membrane. Gene Ontology annotation, molecular function: G protein-coupled receptor activity. The record is from RefSeq and is a predicted model, not a curated record. The transcript has 11 exons. The coding region runs from base 814 to 2577 and encodes 587 amino acids.
CUCAGCUCGGUGCGUUCGGUCGGGGUUUUUUUUCGGUCAUCGGAGCGUCGCAUCGAAUAACGAGUGAAGUGUGUGUAGUUUCUUAUCGUUAUUUUCUUCGAUUUCGCUUUAUUCUCACACCAAGCUGAGUUAGUUUUUCUGCCACACCAGCCACCAGUGGCAGCAUAAAACACUAAAGUCAAAGUGUCGCGAGUGUUGUUACUGUUUGUGUGUUUGUGUAUGUGUGUGUGUGUGUGUGUGCGUGAGAGAAAGUUUGUGACGUGAUACAGUGGUAUCCGGAGGGGUGUUGGUUCGGAGGAUGAUAGUAGUCGGCGGUACGACACUUCGUGCUCGACGUGCUAACGACGAUAAUAUACGAUUGUAAGCUCCCGGUGACAGGACCGUACCACACGGUCAGCAGUUUUCUUCGCACGCCGGGUGUUCUCCGCACGCCGGGCAACAGGCACGUACACCAUCCCGGUUGCCGAACGGAGCGAACGGCAACGACCAGCAAACGGAAACGGAAAGCGAAGAAAAACUUUCCAGGCAGCAAGCGGCAGCAACCCAGCGUACAAGGCGUGCAAGGCACGGUUUGUUCCGCGCUUGUCUUUCGGUUUUGCCGACCACGCUCGCUCAUUCGGGGGGGAAACGCCGCCAGUUCCUUCAAGGUUCCACCGAUGAGCCGGUUCGGUACCAGCGCCCGAUAGCAAGUGCAUCACGCACAUCGAUUCCGUUGUACGGAACGCCCCCGAAUGGCAGACGCUAGCGGACCUUACACCUUACAGUCGUAGUCGUAGCCGGCCGGCCGUUCGCGCACUCCCAACCCACCUAGCGAUGGAUUUCCAUAAAGCGCCACCGCCCCGGCCCCCGAGCCUGGCGACAGCCCUCUCCAAGGCGAACGAUGUGUACGAUUAUAUAUUCAUCGACAGCGGCAGUCCCGAUUCGUACCUGAGUGCGGACGUCGGCAGCAUCGGUAAUGAGACGUUCUUCAACGAGUCCGCGAACGCGUUCGCCAACACCACCGACCUCGGGCCGGUUCCGGCCAGCAUCAACGGUACCGCCGACGAGCCGCUCGCCGACGUGAUCGUGAUGGCGAUCACCUCGCUCGUCCUCGGGCUGAUGAUUUUAGUCACCGUGAUAGGAAACGUUUUCGUAAUAGCCGCCAUCAUUUUAGAGCGUAAUUUACAAAAUGUAGCUAAUUAUCUGGUCGCAUCGUUGGCCGUCGCCGAUCUGUUCGUGGCGUGUCUGGUGAUGCCGCUCGGUGCCGUGUACGAGAUAAGCCGUGGUUGGAUCCUUGGCCCGGAGCUGUGUGAUAUAUGGACGUCGUGCGAUGUGCUCUGUUGCACGGCGUCCAUACUACAUCUAGUUGCCAUCGCAACCGACAGGUACUGGGCGGUGACUAACAUCGACUACAUACACUCGCGAACUAGCCGGCGUGUCUUUACGAUGAUCUUUCUCGUUUGGUUCGCGUCCGUGAUCGUCUCGCUGGCGCCCCAGUUCGGCUGGAAGGAUCCAGAGUACCUACAACGAAUAGAGCAGCAAAAGUGCAUGGUCUCGCAGAACAUUGCGUACCAGGUGUUCGCCACGUGCUGUACGUUUUACGUUCCUCUCUUUGUUAUCCUAGUGCUGUAUUGGAAAAUCUAUCAAACCGCCAGGCGGCGGAUACACCGACGAGGGCCCAAAAUACCGGCUACACCGAACAGUAGCAAUCAGGAGGAAACACCAAAACCAAAGUCGAAGAUACGCUUUCACCUGAAGAAAAAGUUCACCAAUCCCACCAAGUCGGCCGUUUCGUCGCUCGGCCUGGUAGAGGGCAACUCGACCAACACGGUCAACACGGUCGAGGACACGGAGGACAGCACCGCCAAUGCCGCCGACCGGAAGGGCCUCGAGACGACGUUCAGCGGGGACGAGGGCAACGGGACGCCGCUGGGCAACAAUCAAAUACCGACGGUGUCGUACGAGGUCACGCACCAGCAGCUGGCGCAGGCUGCCGGCUGCUCGGAAUCGAACAAUAACAAUAACCCGGGACGGACCGGGUCUGCCGGCAAAACCAGCCCGAGCGGUAACGGUGGCACCCUGCCCGGCCCCACCUACCCGGUGCAGGCCGUGCACGCCUCCUCGCCGCUGCUGCCACCCCAGCACCAGCACCACAAUGCGGCGACGGCGGCAAAGCAACCGGCCGGCACACCCACUGCCCACCUCACGCCCGGCAGCGCGGGCAGUGGGCUGCAGGGGGCGGGCGGUGGCUCCACCCUCAACAUCGCCAGCACGCCGAACCCGCAGGCCCAGGUCUCGAAGCGCAAGGAAACGCUCGAGGCCAAGCGGGAACGGAAGGCGGCCAAAACGCUGGCCAUCAUCACCGGCGCGUUCGUCGUCUGCUGGUUGCCGUUCUUUCUCACCGCGCUGCUGCUGCCGCUGUGCGAGAGCUGCUCGAUCAACGACACGGUCGCGUCGCUGUUCCUCUGGCUCGGCUACUUCAACUCCACGCUCAACCCGGUGAUCUACACCAUCUUCAGCCCCGAGUUCCGGCAGGCGUUCAAGCGCAUCCUGUUCGGCACCCACCGGUCCGCCAACUACCGGCGGGGCAAGCUAUAAAGCCGAUGACGAGCUGGCGACGAGCGGGCGGAGCAGGAGCGAAUGCAGCCACGGCGCCCCCAACCGAUGCGGAGGACGGAAGUGAAGCCCAACACCAUCUCCCGAUUGUUCGUCGGUCGCUUAAUCGUGCCGAUCAAGGCGUGCCCUCGGCGAACAAAAGCGUUGCUUGUGUAAUUUUCGCCCACGACAAAUAAUCAAACGAAAAUCGUCGUCGUCGUCCGUCGCCGUCUUGGGAGCGUUGGCUGCGUUGCCAUGGAAAGAGACCGGAAUCAGCCGAACGGAAGCUCAGGCACUGCCACGGAAUGGUCGUGAAAGAGAACAGGUAGUAAUGAUGAUGUAAGGAUGUCGUCGUCUUACACACACCAAAAAAAAACGGAUCUCCGCCUCCGAGAAGAGCGACAAAUUGUGCCGGGACGCUCGCCAAGGUGUGCCAAAAAGGUAAAAUUGGAGUGUGUAAAAAGGCAUACAAAAAAAAAAACCCCCCACGAAAAGGAGGUCGUAUUUUUGUAGAUUUUUUUUUCUUUUCUUUUUGAUUUCGGUCUCGGUCCUCCCUAUCCCCGAGUUUAUCUUUAUUUGUUGCCUCCAGGGGGAGGGCGUCGGGAUGAGAUUUUCUUGUCCACGGCUACGCGGAUUUAUGUAUCCGCGGUGUGUACGCACAUAACUCAAUUAAUGUCCUGCAUGUCCUGUACCAGCAAAUGGUGUUUUAUGUAUAUACAUGUAUAUGGCUACGGAUGUGUGUGUAUGUGUGAGUUGAAUAAAACCACCAAACACACACGCGUCUGCACGAAGGGAAGUAAAAACUCACGCCUCGUCGCCACACGAGAUGACACACACACACACACACAAGAAGCAAAAGAAACCCCUCACGAAUGUACAAUUUAUGAAGAUGUGCUUCCGGGCACAAAACACCGGGACGAGAAGCAGCAUUGCACAGCGAGCGGCAAAGCGGUCGUUCCAUUUUUGCCCGAAGUGCAUUCCACUUCCUGGUGGAUGAUAUUGUGUGCGCGCUUUUUGCUCCCCCGACAGGAUACGCACCGUACUCGUCACAGAGAGAAAGAGAAAGAGAGAAGCAAACAAAAAAGAAAGAAACCUGCUCGUAAUCCUCAGAAAACGGCCCUUCGCCGUCUCAAACCCAACCGUACUGAGCUCCACGGUAGAGACGGCGAAGGGCCACAGCGGACGGACGCACCAGGUAGAGAAGAAUAAAAUAAGUACGCGCCGUAUCCUGUGAGCAAUAGCGGCGCACUCGUCUCGUGGUCUCAUCGCGCCAUUAUCCUAUGCCCGCCCAGCGGAGCAGCAUCCCGGUGCUUCACCAUCGCACGCUUACGCACCAUCAUCAUCAUCAUUUUGAGCGGCCAUUCCAUCCGUUCCGAGCUUUUCUGCCUGUCCCCCAUUCCGGAAGCUUUGUUCCCAUUCAUCCACCUUUUCUAUGCGCUACCCCAUUAUUGGCAUUAUUGUCACACUUUGCACUUUAAAGCGCGCCUCUCCGAGGUGGCACUGGUGGUGGUGAUGGUGUGUGUAAGUGACCUCCGAACGAUGGACUUUCUUUUUUUUUUUUUGUGCGUUGUACAAACACUCGCUCGGGCGGCUCGAGCAUGUCCCGCUUUUGAGUAAAGAUUCAAUUUUAAAGCACCCCCGGUGCGCGGGGAUGGCAACGCACCGCAUGGCUAGGAUAAAGGUGAACGUGUUUUUGAUCCUUAGGGAGUUUCCCUCGUUGUCCAACCGUCAACCGAACCACCCUCACCGGAUCGAUGCGAACGAUUAUGACUUCCUUGUUGGCAUUGUGUACGGGCUUUUCUGCCACGGGGAAAGCAAUAAGCAUUUUGUGGUUUAAUAUUUAGUUGUUAAGCUAGAAAAAAAGAAAGCACACAAAUCACAAAACAGUGAUUCUGUGGUGAGCCGAUGUUGAUUUUUUAUAUUGAGUUUAGAAAUUUGGAUUCACAUUCAUGCAAGUAUGUCUAUUUUAUGCAUUUUAGACCUUUUUUUAAGUGAACAAUAACGAUUUAUUACACCUUAUUGCAUAUCUUCAGGCGCUUAUCAUUAUUUCAAAAGGAGAUUUGCUCAAUACCCAUACAUGCCACGGUAUUGAGCUAAAUCUAACACGGAAAGACCACAUGUCUUUCUUUAGUUAGAUUUAUUAUCAGUUUAAAUCAACUUUUUAAAUAUAAUGCCAUUGAACUCCAUUGCAUGACGAAAGGCGCUUAAAAAUAGCCAACGGAUUAAGGGAACAGUUAGCAAAAGCACCAAGAGCCUAUUUUAUGAUUGUAUUUUUUUAUCCUAUCUAUUUAUUUACAAGCCCCAUGUUAAAUACCUUGAAACGCAUAAAAGCAUCCAAAUUAGAAAAAUUCACAUUUUAGAUUAAAUAAACAAAUUACAUAAACAUACCUUUGCAUACCUUUAGGCGCUUCAUCACAGUACAGAAACAAGCAUUUAUCAACAGCAACCAUUUGCAUGAAAUGUAAAAAAAGGUGGUGAAAUGAUUUUAUCGUUGUUCACAAACUGUUUUUUUUUUAAUGAUCAUUUUACCUGUAAUCGUACGUUUAUAGCCUCGAUCAUGCAUGCAUGUUGGAAGCUUCCACACAGUUGUAAUAGCAUGUAAACCCUGCGUGAAUGGAUGGACAGGCGUUUUGUCUUUCCUCCCCCCUACUUUUUCAAAGCUUUUCCGUUCCAGUUUCUUACCGUGUAUCGGUACGAUCGAAACACACCACCCGGAAAGGCUCGAUUUACAUGAGGAGCCACGGCUUAGCUUGCGUUCGCGUGGCACCUCCGACAAGGUGCCGGUUUUUGCCUCUCUUAUGAAAGGUUUAAAUUUGUGCCUCUUUUCAAAGUCCCAUUUUACCCUUUGAGCAUCUUGAUGGAUCCUGCGUUCGUUACCAGCGGCAUUCACUAGCGCCAGCUUAUCUGCCCCUGUCCUCUCCGUGAGGUACAUCCUUGCCGAGUGUCGAAGGUGUCGAAAGCGUUCUUCCCAUCUUUCGCCGUCGUACACCGGAGACGCAUGUCAUUUUUCCAACACCUUUUUUGUGUUGCUGCUGCUGCUGCUGCUGCUACUUUCCAUCAAUCGAUAAGAGCGGCCGACGAGCAGGAAGAGAAAUAUGGCCAAGAUGCUGAUGGUGAGCCGAAUGAUACUGACAGAGCGGCACUCCGCUUCGUAAUAGAAUUGCGCCCGUAAUUCACGGCAACCCAGGGCGGUAAUCCAGAGCCGGUCUCGGGGAAGCCAACUUUCCCGUAGCCAUCCUGCCCCGGAUCGCACCGCAGCUGAUUCGCUAUUCAACUUCAUUUGCCAAGGGCCAGCCCAGGUCGUGGGCAAAAGGUGAAAAGGGCGUUUUGGGAGCGAAGUAAGCAAGCAACAACAAAAAAAUGGAGAAAGGGAUCAAGUUUAGCAGGUAAAAGCUUGCCAGUGCACACACAUGGUGCGGCGUCUGCUUUCAAUCAUCAUUUAAAGCAUAAGCUUCACGCUUGUAUGAUUAUAUAUGUAUGGACAAUAAUUCGCAUUCAUCCCUGCCGGGGAGUUGGGUCAGGUUAAGCUAAUGUAAUGUAGUGAGCGAUUUUAUCUUCUCUCUUUUUUUAUGCUGUUGCUUUUUCGUGCGCUUUUUGUACGUGGAAGCGUGAUUUGUUCCUCGAAUUUGAUGCGCUAAGCGAGCACCUUAAGCUUACGUUUUGGGGGAUUUGAUGCCAUAAAAAAACCACGAGGAAACCCGCAGCACCAAGCAGAGGACGCAGCCAGGGUUAAAACUGAAUUUAAAAGCCGCUGCCAAAUAUUCCCACAGGGGUCGGGUCGGCUGACCCGGUAACUGCUGCGGUAACGAUUUAUUUUUAUAUUACAUUCUCUUUGAUAUGUUGCGUCAGUUCUUUUUUUUACAUUUUUUCCUCGCUAUACACUUUGCUACAUGUUUUAUGAUGACUGCGUGUGUGUGGCGUUCCUAUUAUGAUGGCCAAUGAAUAAAACAUUUUGCAAAACGGUCAACGAGCAUCGGGGGAUGGUUGCGGUAUCCCAUCAGCCAAAUAAAUGAUGGUUUUAUAAGCCGCUAGACUGCAUUAGUGUGUCCAUUUUCUGUCAAUUGGAUUUUUUUUGCAAAAGCUUAUUUCCAUGUGUGUGAGUAAUAUUGGCUUAAAUAUCGAAGGAUUUGUGCUGUAUGCAAACUGAUUCAGCGAAGGAUGCUAUUGCAUGGCGUAUUGCAUACCUUUAGGCGUAUUUCAAAAAUUAACUACAAACGCAACUUUCAUGCACAACUCACCUCGUUUCCGUCCGUGCGCUAAUGAGCUGUUGCCCAGCGAAGCUCUACAGCGUUUCAUUACACCCAAAAGGUUUACGCUUUGCAAUUAAAUCCUCCAACCGACCUGUCGAUCGACGAACGCCAUUUUAAUACGCUCCCUUUCAAAUACGGAAUAGAAAAUUCAAUCCACGCCAGUGAACGUUGGGGCGCAUUUAAUGUUGCUCAUUACCGCGCGAAACGAUGUAAAAGCCAAUUACAAUCACAUCAUUCAUCUCCCCCCAGUGUCCCCAGUGUCAAACGGGCGGUUUAAAUCCCUUACCUUAGCAAAGCAAACAGGUACAAAAAAGAAGCGCGCUCUACCGGGUUUUGUCCGCCACCUUCCGGACCGCAACCGUUACUGCCCUUUUGGUUGGUUCAGUAAUCGAUUAAAAGUGAGAGCGUUCUCGAUCGAAACCUCAAAAUCUUGCGCAGUGGUAGGUGAACGAAGGAAAAAAAAAUAGCCUCAACACACUGGCAAAAGCGUGUUGCACCUUCCCCACUACCAACAGGCGGCUCAAGGGGUUUUAUGGGAAUUUCUGAUUGAAUUUUAACCGAAAGCUCCGGCUGGGCUGUCCCCAUUAGCAUUACUAAUUUCGGCCCAAUCGAAUGACGCAGACCAAGCGGCCCCCGGUGUCCUAGCAGGGGGGCCGGCCGGACUCAUUUGGGCCGUGUUCGGCAGGAAGUGCCUUAAAUUAGUUCUCCCUCCAUACCACUCGAGUCGCUGGGUCUGGCGGGACUUUGGUCCUUCCGAUGGGAGCUAAUCAACUAAAAUUAGCAUCUUUUCCCCCCCUGUCUGCAUGUUUUGCAUUUGUUUUCGCCUGUUUACUGGUUACCACCGCAAAAAUAGAGGGGAACCGCGAUCGGGAAGGCCACGCAGCUGCCCAGAAGCCCGGCAAAGAUGUGAGCCGGUGUGGGUGUGUGUGUGACACUAUACAGCAUCGGUUGUCUGUACGCACUGAUUAGAUUAGGUUUUCGGGAGUGGUUUCCCAGCAGCAAGCAAACGAACCGUUCACAUUACACUGUCCUUUGUCCUUCUCUCUUUUCUGCCCUCCAAGUCCCAAACUUCUGGUUCGAGAGCUUUCCAUUUUCCACUGUCUCAUUUUCCGGCCUUCCUGCCUUCGUUGGAGCCAGCCAGGAUCGGCGGGAAUACCAUUUCAAAAGCAAUCAAUCAACCAUUUGUGUUUCCCGGGGUUGUUGGUUUUUUUUUGUUCCCGCUUUCUAGUGUAUCCUUUUUUUAUUAAAAGAAAAAGAAAGGCAUUUUUUAUGCUGUGUUUUGUUUGGUGCGCGGUAAAACCCAACCCAUAGUGCCCUUCGCUCACCGCUGUGGUUGCAGUUUAUACGGAUCGGUAUUUCAAUGAUGUCUGAAGCUUGUGACUUUAUCUCGUCGUUAUAUUUGAGAGAAGAAGAAAAAAAACGCCCCGCAUUUUUCGAUCGGAACAACGCGGAACGCGAAAGGGUAAAACAAAAUCUCUGAAACGCGACAUCCAGACUCCGUGCACGGUGGGUUUGGCAGGGGACAAAAUAAAAUUGCAUGUUUUAUUAUUUUCAUAUCAUUUAAUUUUUUGAAUUAAAAUGAAACUCAAUGUUUGUUCUUUUAUUUUAAAAAUCUAAUUUGUUUGACAAUAAAGAUAAUAUAAAUUCGACGAAACACAAAAUAACAAACAUCAAGGAUUACUAAUCCCUCGGAACCAUGAUAUUGAUAAUGUCAUGGAUUCCGGCCUUAAUGGUGAACGCUUCCAUGCCAUCUUACCUCCUCAACAUGAGACUAUGUACCACGAUCUCUCGGUCAUUGUGAACGACCUUAAAGGACUUUAUGGGCUGGGUCGUUCGAUUAUAUCCCAAUAAACCCACCAGAGCUUGACGAGCUUCCUACGCUGCACGAGAUAUGUAUGUGAGUACUGGUACUCCAAAGGUACGAUAUCUCUGUCUGCCGAGACAAAUUCUUGGAGAUAAACUGCUUGCUAUGGGUAUAGAAUGGCUCGAUGGUGCGACCAGUCGGGAUGACCUUUGACCCAAGAUCAUGGACGACUUCAAAAGAUUGUUCGCUUAUCCUACGUCACCCCUAGGUAGGUCUACAUUUGGUAGUCUACAGCUACCUUGAAGAGCCACAGACCAACGAUGUCUAUAUCUGAGGCGUAUGACAGGAUCUAGGCUGACUCUUUAAAGUCUCCACCAUCUACAGACUUAACCAAUUACUAUUCCACCCGAAGUGAGAUGUAUCUGAAGAAUGAUUUUUAUUAAUUUUAACAUCAAUCCUCAUUCAACUGUUUCAGCGUAUUAUCUUUUUUCAUCAUCGUGCUAAAAGCUCCAUUGCAUGUCAACUACCUUGUCCCACUGUGCCCUAACGAUGCUUUUCCACUUGUGCUUGGGAGCUUUGCUACCCCUACCGUGCGUAUCGAUAUCGGUCGGUGGAUGUCUUAAGCGUUCAUCCAUCCUUUCUCACUCCACGAUUCCCGUUCUAUUUUUUCCACCUUCGCCCAAACCACUACAGUAAAUCUCCUCUAACGAUCGUGACACUGCUCGUGCCCGGACGGGCGUAACCGGAGAACGAAUGACAUUGAUGGGGAGGCUGUAUUUUUUUGCUGUAGCAGUUUUCCUUCUGCAGCCUCUCAUCCCGGGUGCCCGCCGAAUCGAUUGUUGACGAAGCUGGAAGUCGCCGGCGAGCUGGUCGGUAUCGAUAAGCGCAUCUACGUGCGUAUCAAAGUUGAUGAGAGAUUGAUGGGCGUCUCGAAGCGGCAGCAGCAAAAAAUAACAAGCGCAACAUACAGCGACGAGGCAGAGAUGUGGACACGGUUUUGCUUUCUUUAACCCGCUAAAGCAAAAACUACCACUCCUCAGGCUUGUGCUGUACUUCCUGCCCGUGCAUGAUUGCUCUCUUUUUUUACUUUUCUUCGUAGGUUGGUGUCUGCGUUGCUCUUAACGAUUCGAUUCCCGAUAUCAUAAUAUCGAGCCUAUCGAUGUUUUUUUUUUUGCUUUUCUUUUUCCCGUUCUCAAAUUCACCGCUCCGGGGAACACUGUCCCAGCCACAAAAGCACUCACAAGCGACGUACGACGGUGACAAAACAAUGAAAAACUCAUCAACAAUCUGGAUCGCACGCGCGCUCGUAGGGGUGUGUGUGUGUGUGUGUGAACGCAGAAGCCGGGAAAAGGGCAAGUGCGUCAGUAACCUUUUUGGAAAAUCCUGAGAAAGGGUUUAUUAUUUUCCUUCCUGCUCCCACUCCGAACGUUCCUCCACGUAUUCUUUCGCUCGUUUCGGUGGUAUUGUUGGCGAUUUGGACGAUUGAUUUGAAUGGAAGCGUGGAUGCAAGAAGUCGCUUAGGCUUCGGGAUGGGCGGCAAACCGCGAAAGGGAUCGAUUUUUAUGCUUUCCUCCAGUUUGGUUACGGUUUCGGUAACGUUGAGCGGAAGGUGGGAGGUUGGGUUUAAAAAUCUUCCAAGAAGCUCAACCAGCAAAAUGAUUUGCAAAUGUACGCCUCCCUUCGUUGCCAGAUGUUUGCCGUUCAUUUUCUCGUGCUCUUUUUUCAUUUUGUUUCCUCUUCAGCCUUUAACAGUGAAGCAACAUUAUAAAUGAUCAGUGUAGAAUUACCACCCCGAAUGAUUAUUACGUUGUUAUGGGCUAAUUUUUGACGGACGAAACUUUGACCGGACUUUUGGGGUAGCUGUGUUUUUUGUUGUCGUUGUUGUUGUUGUUGUUGUGGUUUUCAUCCUACACCAUUGUGUAAUUUCUGCACGUAGCGCACUUCCUGUACGUCCAAAAUGGGGAAGGCUUUUGAGAAGGGGCAAAAAAGAAAAGAAAAAACCUACCACCACACCCACACCAAAAAGGGGUACAGUAAUGAGCGAAGAAAAACCACACCAAACGUACCCGCAAAAGUUUUGCGUUUGAUGUCGAAUGCAUUUGACCCAACCGCUGACGAACGCUUCGGACCUUUGCGGCAGAAGGAAAAGUGGCGGUUGGGCAAAUUUGAUUACAAUCCUUUUAGCAACGUUGCUGUGCGUUGCGGGCGCUUUAUUGCUUGCCGUAUGCUUUAUUGUUUGGAGUGGCAUUUUUGCUUUGUUGUGUUGGACGCUGCUUUUUUCCGUCGGCCGCUUCCGCCUCGCGCUGCUGCGUGUUGUUUCAAGUAAUGAAAAUAAGCUCAACGCAAUGUGUUUAAUUAGCGCCGGUGCGCGUACUGUUGGCACAUCUAAUGGUGUCGGUCGCCCGGUUUUGACAGUGAAAUGUGAAGCAAUGGCGGAAGAUGCUGUCGAGUUUCAUCAUCAACUGAACCAAAAUGGCUUCCACAAAAAAUAAACACACACAGUACACGGUGGCAUUCAUGGUCGUGAUGAGGAACAGAAGAACUGUUUUUUUUUUCAUUCUGUGCAGCUUCUUUUUUUACCUUUCAAAAGUAUCUAUUUUAAGAAACGGCAACACUGCUGUUUCUUCUUCAGCUUCUUUCCAAGGGUUGUAAUUAAAUUGUCCCACUACUGUAAAUUAAGCGUUGUGGUUGGUUUCGCCCUUCGUUUUUGUGUGUCCUUUCGAGCGACUUAACUACAACGACACACAGCGCGUGGGGUGAAUUUGAAAUGCUUCUAUGUUUUUAAUUAUUUAAUUUUCCUAAAACAUUCAACCCCCAAUUCGUGUCCCCUUUAUGGGGAGGGCGGCUAUACCCGCUUGCUUUGGGUCUAAAUGGUGAAAUUAAGUUAACUUCUGUGUGGAAACACGUUUGUUAUGAUGCUGUAGACUUUGCUCUGCUUCGCACACACACACGCUGAACAGCCUAAAAGUUUGAAAAGAUUUUUUUCCUGCUCGAUGGUGCUCGUGAAAGGUUCUGUAUAAGAUGAUUGCCUUAUUAAAUGUCCCCUGCGUAAAUGUCCAAUAGCUAUGCAUAUGAUAAGCCUCAAACCACACAUAUAGAUAAGCCCCGUGCAAGACGCCUCAAUGGGUGUUCGUUUGUAUCGUUGCCCUCUCAAUCGUUCCCAGCUGGGUUGGGUCUUGGUUUUCUUGGGCGAAACUUUCCAGAUUUGCAUAAUCUUGCCUUUUUCCUUAAGGAGUAGGGAACUUUCAAACUUUAAACCCUUUGUUUAUCGAAAUUGAGAGAAAAAUUCGAACAAGGAUUAUAUUCAAGCUUUGCAAUCACAUUCCAUAACCGGUGCGAAAGAUUUCAAUGGUUUUAAAUAUAUGCAUGCUUUCAUAAUGAAUGGACACGAACAAUAUGUUUCUCUUGGCAGAUCAUGUCUUGUGCCGGUGGCGACGUGAUACUGGAUGACUUGAGUUUUAAACUCUCAGUAAAGUUGGAAAUGUUGGGAAGUUAAUUAAAGAACACACUCACUGAAUGCUUUGAAUUAUUAAUAUUUUAUCUCUUUGAACCACCCGCACCAGUGCCGUUCUUCGCCGUAAUGCCUCAAAAUCAAACAGAAUACAAAAUUGUCCUUUGUAAUCGGCGAAAUAAGCUGCCUCAGUUUUAUGAACAGCGUCAAGAAAAGUCACCCACUCAACACUCCACUUAAUUCACCAUCCAUCGAACAACCGGCGAUUGAUCCUUUCGAAACGCUCGCCCUUUUUUAUACUUCUCCUUCGGCGAAACCAAACCCUCACCAAACCCUUCACUCGAACAGUUAUUACAUUUUUAACGACAUUUAUUACGCUAACCCUGAGCCGAGCUCCCAUUUCUAUGAAUGUCUGUCAAAGUAGGUAUUAGGUGAAAUGCUGAAAUGCGGUACGAAUGACGGAAAUUUUGCACCUAAUAAGGCAUGCCCCCAUAGCUUACCCGCCGCCUGCCGUAGCCCGGCUUGGUAGUGCUACAGCAUUCGCACGAACCGGACGACCGGAAAUUAUCCAUCAACACAGCUAGCAGUUCUGGCCUGAAAUGCUCUAACAAGUUACUCAUUACAACGUUCAAUCGAGCUGUUGACAAGCGUUUCCGUUGUGCUGUCUAAUGGCACAGUGGGAUCUGUUCGUAGAACGGAAGGAAAAUGGUUAUUAGUUUUUCUUAGUGAGAAAGGAUGGUGAUAUCGUUUUGGUAUUUUAUAAAUUAUCUUUAUUUUCAUUUAAAAACCCGUCGUCACUGUAAUGAACGUAUUGGAGCAGUCAUUAGAAAACCAGAGAAGGUAAAACAUUAAAGGAACAACUCUGUUCUAUUUCCUUCAUAAACAUCUAUAAAACUGUCCAAAGCACAAACGAUGAGGCCAGUGUUACACAGUGCUGUUGUCUGUUUUGCUGGUUGAAUAGCUAAUAUUACUGUAGCUGAAUCUGUUGAAAUCAAACGAUCCGCUCGGCUAGCUCUCCAUAACAUCUACACCCUACAGUACACUUUUGCUGCUAAUUGCACACGUACUAUUAUAGACACAAAUGUCCCAUUCACACAAAAGUCCUUUCACUGACAAUGAGCAACAACAGCAGCAGCAGCAUCAGCAAGAAGAGGAAGCUUCGGCAUCGAAUCCUUCUUUCCUUAUUGCGGAAGCAGCGACAGCAAGAAACAAUGGUCUCUCGGCCACCACACCCAAGUCCGGAACGGUAUGACUAAUCGUUAAAAAUAAUGAUUAUUAGCGUGCUGGAGCCGAACGAAAACAAAGAAAAGCUGGCUGGGACGAUCCCUCAGGCCGACAGAGUGUACGUUUCUUGUGCUGGUUCUUAAACUGCGCUAAGAAGCAGCACAACACAAAACGUACAGCCGGUAUGCAGCUUGAAAUGCUUCCAAUUAAUUCGUCCUUUUUGCCUGUGCCAAACUGGCCCUUGGAAGGGUUUUGUUUUUGAUAGAGAAAGAGUUUUAGAGAAACUGGGCUUUGUUUAAAGGGCUUUGUUUUAAUGAGACGAUCUCGCGUGACACUGCGUUCUUCCUUUCUGCCCACCUCUUACGACGAAAUGAGGUGAUCGGUCCCAUUAUAUGAUCAGGUUCAUAACUGACAUUCAGUUGUUGAUUAGUGUUAAACAAGAAGCCAGUUCUGUUGGACGAAAUAAGCGAUCAAAACCACGUUCAAUCCACCAGGACGGGAGAACAUUGCUAGAAGAUUUGAAGGACAAAAUUGGUGAAUCGUUGCCAAUGUACCCUUUGUUUUGUGCAUGUAAUCGACAUCUUCUGCAUCUUGUACAUGUGAGCGUGCGGUAAGACGUGGCGUGAGGAGAAAGGUGCUGUGGUUGUGUAGUUAAAGUUAAAAUCCUUACACACACACUACCCUGUAAAAUGAUCCCCAGCACGAACACGAUUGCUGACAUAAUGUUGCGUAAUGUUGUAGCAAUGUAAGAAUUGCGUGUGCGUGAAGCUAGUUAAGCAUGCCAGCCAGGAGUUCGAAGUAAGGAAAUAGACGAAAAACAAACCCGUUUUUGUUAUAAAAAUGUGUAGGAACUCUUAAUAGAUCAUAUAGUUAAAUUGUAAAGUAAAUCGUACGCAAACAUACGUAGCCAUAAGGACAAAGCAUCCUAGAUGGGAAGGAGGAAAAACAAAACGAAACAGCGAAAUCAACCCGUAACCACUCAGCAAAUGCCACCGAGAGUUUUAGUGUAUAGGAACCAUGUAGCUAGACAGAAUGCUAUUUGAUGAAAUGGACUAAGCCAAGGGAGGGUGUAAGUGUGUGUGUAUGUGUGUGUAACACAGAUAUAGCCAAUUUAGACUACUUUUAAUGGUUGUUACAGCUCCGUACAUAGCGGCUGCCGUCAGUUGCGGAUGGAUUUGAAUGUGUCUAUAACAAACAAAGCGUGCAAACACGCACAUAUACAUACAUAUAGCAUAGUAUACACUAGAUAUAUAAACAAAAUGGGAGAACAACUUUAACUAUACGUACUUAUUAUGCCAAAAUGUCCAACAAAACAAACAAAAACGCAAAGGAGGGCGGCACAGGCAAGGCUAGCGUAUACAACGUUACUGUACAUUAUCAAACCAAAUACAAAACACAAACGAACGAUGCGGGAUGUUUUUAGCGGAUAAGGAUACGCACGUCUCGAUGCUUCUUUCUGCCCGAAGAAGUUUCAACACGAGACGAUGCAUGUUUGGAUGUUUUGCAUUACUCCAGACAGCACUCAAAAAAGCGGUUUGCCCCAGGAGUGUUUACAGCGUAAUGCCAAAUAUGCAGACGAAACGUACAGAUUGAAACAAAAGUUAAUAGGUUUAUGGUCUGGAGCAGAUGUAGAUUGUUAAUAUAUUUAAGUAUUACAAAUAAAAGUAUAAGAAAUUGGGCGACGAGUGAGCAUCGGAAAUACGGUGAAGAGGGGAGAAGCAAACACUAUUUUUGAAAAGGGAAUUUGUAAAAAAACAAAACAAUAUCAUAUGUGUCAAACAACGCACAAAUAGAUCGUGGCGAUCGGUGAAGGAGCCCACUUCACCAUCACGGCGGUAUAAUGUACAUAGUAAUGGAAUAUAUUUGAGGGGAAGCACUUCCCCGUUUGUCUAGAUUAAAAUACAAACUGUUAAGCUACGCUACGAAACAUUAGAUUGCGCCUGUGUACGUACGUGUAUGGUGUACCAUAUAUUUUAAAACCAGUGGGUAAGAUGCAAUCUCAGUGCAUGCCGAAGAAUUGACCGCUCACAUGGGGAAACGAAGUGCGAAGACCUAGAAAGACCAACCAGCCAGAGGCUCACGCCGGGAGCUGAGCUAAAUGCUAAUUGAAUCUUAUCCUUCACGCUUCACACCAAGUUACGGGACGGAGCCGAUCUGCAGCUCCCAACAUUGCCCCACACUCGUCUAGCUUCACGUCUGACUACAAAACAAUGAUCCAAUUAUAUGUUGGAUCCUCUAGUGUAAAAUGGGAGGACGUGUGAAAGAGAAAAGAUCAAAACAACUAGCCAAAUAGUGAAUCAAAUCGAUACUAAACAAACAAGUAACACGUUAAUCAAAACAUAACUAAAGCUGAGCGUCACAUGUAAGCUCGAGAUGCUACCGAAACACACACGCACACACAAAAACGCACUACACGUGCAAAACAGAAAGCAACAAACUAAGGAUUGUGAAUUUGUUAAAGGUUAUUGAUUAUAUUGUUAAGAGUACAGGAUAUGUGUUUAAAAAUCUCAAAUCAAACGUACGUACCAUAGUGGGGCGGGGAUCGCCGUUAAGCGAACAGUUCAAUAGAAAGCAAAAGCCAAACCACAGAAGAGGACAAAACAAAAAAACAAACAAACAAAACAAACGAAAACGAAACAAAACAAGAAAUAAACAUAACAUUGAAUA